Molecule: messenger RNA, 4579 nt
Organism: Epinephelus fuscoguttatus (brown-marbled grouper)
Lineage: Eukaryota; Metazoa; Chordata; Actinopteri; Perciformes; Serranidae
Product: probable polypeptide N-acetylgalactosaminyltransferase 8
Exons: 11
Coding region: 225-2108 (627 amino acids)
Cellular component (GO): Golgi apparatus
Source: RefSeq, a predicted model, not a curated record
CACCUGCGCCAUAUAUGGACAAGCAGCAGAGGAAGGGCUGGCCUCACCUGUGCUCGUGCUCACUCGCUUUCAAACGAGCGGUCCCUUUAUUAGUAACCUCAUAAAACAUCAUGGCAUCUUGUCAGCUGUACGGUUGAACGCGUCAGUCCUGUGAGCUCGCCGUGCGCGCGUCCUUGGGUUGUUUUUUAUUGUCUUGUCUUGGGGUCAGUCGGAGUGAUAUCAGCAUGAGAGCAGUGUCCUUAAGGCGGCCGAUCCUCAUACUGGGGGGGAUGGGGCUCGUCCUGUUCGUGAGCAUGUUUCUAAGGAAUGGAUAUGAGCAUGCAGCAGAGGCUGGCAAAGAGGUGGGCACACCGCGGAUGGUCCGGAGUUUUUCUGACCUGGAGACAAGUAUCAACAAUCUCUACAAUGUCAUCAAAGUUUUUGAGCAAAAGCAGGACACCAUGCAGAAAAUGCUCGAAGAAGACAGAGACAGAUGGAGGAAAGCUGCAGAGGUCAAACAGCCCCCCGUCAAAGAGCAACCUGAAGCAAAGAUCGAGGACCAGAAGGAGGCCCUUGUAGAGAAAAAGUCAAAGAAACUGUUCCCUGACUCUGCCCUGUUCAAGGAGUGGGGGGAAAACCUGUCAGAGGAUGACCAAAGAGAGGCACAGGGUUUGUUUGAGAAGUACGGAUACAACGUGUUUCUCAGCGAUCGCCUUCCUCUAGACCGAGCUCUCCCAGAUACGAGGGAUCCAAGGUGUUUGAAAAAGACGUACCCAAAGGACCUGCCAACUGUCGGAGUGGUCCUGAUCUACCUGAAUGAGGCCCUGUCUAUCCUCAAAAGAGCUCUGCGCAGCAUCAUCGACCGCACCCCUAAAGACCUGCUGAAGGAGAUAAUAUUGGUGGAUGACAAUAGCUCUAACGAGGACCUGAAGGGGGACCUUGACGCGUACGUGAAGUCGCUUGAGCAGCAGAACCCAAGUGUCCGUAUUAUAAGAGUGAGGCACAGUGAGCAGCAAGGCCUUGCAUACGCCAGGGCCUCUGGGUGGAGGGCAGCUUCUGCUGACGUGGUGGCCAUCCUGGACGCGCACAUCGAAGUCCAUGAGCAGUGGGCUGAACCCCUGCUGACACAGAUCAAAGCUGACCGAACUGUGGUAACGUCCCCUGUGUUUGACAGAGUCAACUUUGACGACCUCAAGGUCAUUCGCUAUGGUCCAGCAGCACACGCCUUCGACUGGGCUUUGUGGUGCAUGUAUGAGGGUUUUUUGGAUGACUAUUACAAACUCAAAGACGACUCGUUGCCUGGAAAGAGUCCAUCUGUCAUGGGGAUUCUAGUUGCUGAUAGGAAGUUUUUAGGAGAAAUUGGAGUCCUUGAUGAAGGAAUGAAAGUGUACGGCGGAGAAAACGUUGAGCUGGGAAUUCGUGUGUGGACAUGUGGAGGCAGUAUUGAAGUAGUUCCAUGCUCUAAGAUCGCCCACAUUGAAAGAGCCCACAAGCCCUACAUGCCUGACCUGGCCCCAGCCAUGAAGAGAAACGCCCUGAGGGUAGCAGAAAUCUGGAUGGAUGAAUACAAACAUAACAUCAACUUGGCUUGGAACUUGCCAUUUGAGAAUCACGGAAUUGACAUUGGGGAUGUUUCCGAGAGGAAGAAACUCAGGGAGAGGUUAAAGUGUAAACCUUUCAAAUGGUACCUGGAAAAUGUGUAUCCCAAGUUGGAUCCCUGGGACGACCUACUUGGCUAUGGUGGUAUGAAGAAUCUUGAUGCUGACAUGUGCAUAGACCAAGGCCCAGUGCCAGGUCACACACCCAUUGCCUAUCACUGCUAUUACUACGGACCUCAAUACACUUACUAUCGCUCAGCCGGUGAGCUGUAUAUCGGCGGCUUGAAGUCCCACAAAUACAAUGACAACCGGUGUUUAACGGACAUUGGGCAAAAAGAAACGGAGCCUGGCCUUUACAACUGCAGAGAGGCUAUGCAGAAAGGAAUGGGGAUUUACUGGGACUUCACACAGGGCAAAGAACUGAAGAACAGACAGACAAAAAGAUGUCUGGAGAUUAUAAACGGCAAGCUUCUAAUACAGGAAUGCUCUGGCCAAAGAUGGGAGAUCCAAAACAUAAUCAAAGCCUUUUAGUGUGUGUGUGUGUGUGUGUGUGUGUGUGUGUGUGUGUGUGUGUGUGUGUGUGUGUGUGUGUGUGUGUGUGUGUGUGUGGCGGGGGGCAGGCAACAGGAAAUGCACGUCUGUGCUUAUAGGUCAGUGGAUGAUAUCACCUGAAUGAAGUCAAUGAAAUGUGACGAUGACUCUUGUAAUUAUUAUUUAUUUGUAGGCUCUCGUUUUGGCUUGAAAAAGGUGCAUAAUUCGUAAAUUUGCUCAUCUUAUGAAUCGACCUGAAGGCUGCAUGUGAUAAUUAUUUGAACUAUGUAUUAAAUUGUAAUUUUAUCAUUUUUCGAAUUGGCCAUACAUACACAUAAAUUGAAGCAUUAAAAUUGUCAAAAAAUACCAUGGUUUUCGAUGUACAUGAGCAAAACAGAAAGUUGAGCAAAUCCCAUAUUAUUGUGGUUCUAUUCCUUUCAUGCUUCAUGAUCCAAAUGUAUGAUUAUGAUCAUUAGUCUGUCUGUUUCUACUGUGGUGAUCAGAUAAAAUGUGUGACUUGUCAGGUUUUGUUACCAUGGAUACAAAGUCACUCUUGUUCUCAGAUACAAAGAAGUUUCAUGGAGUUAAUGCUGUGAUGAGCAUGACUCUGGCUGGUGAUGCACCAGCAGUUCACCAGUGUGUCUUUAGUACAGGUUUUCUGUGGAAAAGAUCAUUCCUGGGAGCACAUUAAUGCACCACAUCUUACCUCAGGCUGCUUAUAAAGAAAACGCCACCAUUUCACACCUUAGAGAUGCAAGUUAAUCCUUUUCCCGCCCUCAAUUAUUCCACUCAAGGACAUCAAAUAUAUUCUGUCCAAGCACUAAAGCUAAGCAAAUCUUUGGAUUUUCUUGGGAUUAAAUUUGGAGUGUAGCAACAAAUAUUUCCUUAAUCAUAAAACAGACACUUUUAGUCAGAUGCAAUUGUUUUCGUUGUAUUCUGAUGAAAUGUAAUUUUCAGAUUUUAGCGCUAUAACAAUUUGCCAACUCUUACAAAUGCUACAGCUGGAAGCAUUUUUAUGCAGUUGGGUGAAUAUGAGGUUUGAAGCAAGUUUUUCAUGUGUUACAGACACAAACCACAAGGCGAGGGAAAAGUAAAUGAAGUAAAGGGCAACGAAGGUGUAAACAUAGUGGAAUAAGAAAAUAAUGAACAGGUUCAUCAAUGAGUAAACAUCAGUGUGCAUGCAUAGAGUCGGGUUCAACAGUAAAGAGGUAGUGCAGUUCAUGGGGCUGUGGGUUGUGCUGAACUGGAUAACCAACUCUCCCUUUACAAAGACUCCUUUGUGGAUGUACAGUGUUGUCUGUUUGUCUUUUUGUCUUAACCUUUGUAAUUCUAAGAACUUCUGUAAGAGUCAACAGUUAAAGUAACUGACUGUUGAUUAGCACUGGCCAUUCACUUUUAAAUAUAUCCUUUGUCCUGUUUUGUUAUGUAAAUUACAGCAGACAUCUGACUGAAUGGUUGUUGUUGGGCAACUGACAGACAUAUUGUAAAAAAAAAAAAAACAGCUGUCUUGAGGUAUGCAGUUAAAAAAUAACAUGCAAUUGUUACUCUAAUUAUGUUAGUUGUGGUUGGGUGUGUUAAUAAUGUCCUGGUGUCAGUGGAAAACUAAGGUCCCACUUGUGUAAAACUGAUGGCACCUUUGAAUGUAACUGUAUUAAUUAUUUUGAGUGUAUAAGUGAUCUUGGUGUUUUGUUAAGACUGCAACGUGUUGUAAUUUCAUUUCAUUUAUUUCCUUUUGACCCCUCCCCGGGGUAUAAGUGACAGACAAAAAUAACAUUUACAAAUCAGAGCAGGUGGCAACCAAUGCACAACAAAAUAAGUAGAAUUUGUGUACAUACGUACAAGUCAAAGCAAAUCAUGAGAAACUAUUCAGGAUUUUCUUUAAAAGUUUCAUCAAAUUUGACAAGACUUUUACUUUUUGAGAUGACAUUAACUUUUGAAACUUAUAAAUAUUUGGAUUUGCUCUAUAGAACUGUCUGACCAACUCUCUUCUCUCUUUGUCAAAAAAGGAACACACAAGUACAUAAUGAUAUUCAUCUCCUCGAUUGCCAGUCAAACAAAGAGUACAUUGCCAAGGGACAUUUUCACAGUCAUACCUGCACUCAGAGAUCGGUAACUUAUGAUUUCCACACCUAAACUUAGACAAACAAAUCCUUUCUGCAGGUCUUAACAUAAUCAAAUAAGGUUCAAUGAUGAUAAUCUACAGCCUUAAUCUCUCCUGGAGAACUUUACCUCUAGUGUCAAAGAAAGCGGCCGGUCACUAUAUUUGGGAGUUGGGUUAUGGAUUUGCAGAUGGGGGAGGCCAACAAAGUUUUGUGUGGUUGUGCUGAGACAAAGGCUUAUGCUUACAAUUUUUUAUCAUAAUUUGGAAAUAAAAUGUUUAUAAAACUGGUUGAUGUUUAAAUUUAUAGUUCUAGCCUAUCAGCUCUAAAAGCUGCAGCUCAACAUACCUGCUUAACUCAAUUGUAUGUUUG